Molecule: messenger RNA, 2770 nt
Organism: Drosophila elegans
Lineage: Eukaryota; Metazoa; Arthropoda; Insecta; Diptera; Drosophilidae
Gene: Mov10
Product: putative helicase MOV-10
Exons: 4
Coding region: 203-2770 (855 amino acids)
Biological process (GO): regulatory ncRNA-mediated post-transcriptional gene silencing
Cellular component (GO): P granule; cytosol
Molecular function (GO): 5'-3' RNA helicase activity; RNA binding
Source: RefSeq, a predicted model, not a curated record
UGAUGCCCAUCAGAGCACUGCUUGCACAAAUAAAUCGAUCUUAUUAAUCGACGUUGCCCGCGAAGAAAGGACAAGUUUGGUCCAUCUCCAAAAAAGCAACGGAACUUAAAGUUUGUUAUUCUCGGAAAAGCCAUUCUUUCUUAGUUAUUGUCUCUUCACUAAUGUGGUUUAAACUGUGACAAUUAUUUUUAGCAACGAAACAAUGAACGGCACAGAGAACUUGGAAUUGUUGGAUCGCCAGUUGUCGCAAAUAGCUCGCUACGCAGAUCAUUGGCUAAAACAGAAUAACACUGGCUUUCUUUUGGGACCAAAAGCCGUGGCAAGUGACGAUCCGAAUGCCAAAAAAGAUGACCCUUUGGAGAGACAGAAAAAACUUCUGGCACUGAUGCGGAAUCUACCGGAUUCUCCGCCAACUAAAGAAAUGCUAGAGGCCAUGACCACCGAAUUUACGGACACAGAUUUGACCAAAAACAAUGCGAUAUUCGAGGAGUACCUGGCCACCAGGCGGCUGGAGUUUUACAAUGUAUGCUCCGUGAUGCAGACACUAUUGAGCAUCGAGGAUCUGAGCACUAUGCAGCUCUAUGCCCAACUAAUCCAACCGGAUGUGUCUGUGCAGCGCGUUUCCAAGCUGAGGUACAAGAUAGACCUUAAGAACACAACAGGUGUAAACGCUGAGGACGUGGUGGCCCCCAACUUGGACGAAGUGGUGCUGGUGCCAAAGCCCAGCCUGCUGGCCUCGCCGCUGCCCAAGCCACUUGUGCUGGCCCUGCUGCCACAUGCCCACGAGGUCCUGGAAAUGAAGGAUCCCAAUCGCCGCCAUGUGGCCAGUGUGGAGCAGGUUAGUCGCACCACAGUCCAUAUCCGAUUCAGCCGUGGCAGCAACCCCGGCGAGGAGGUCCUCAUCGGCCAGCGAUUCUGUGCCAUAAUCCGCUCUAGGCGCACUCCCUUCCGCUACAUGUACCGCGCCCUAAAGGUGCUCCAGGAGAGCCCCUUGAUACGCCGCUACCUCUUCCCAUUUCCCGGCUGGUUGACUCAAAUGCUGAACCGAUCGAUGAUCGAGAUGCGCAAUUGCUCGACCCUGCCCAUCUGGAUGCAGGUGAGGCCACCACCGGAGCCUGCUGCAUCGGCAUCGGUCUCGCUGCUCAAUUCCACCAUCAAUUCCAAUGCGGAGCAGUUGCAGGCGGUGCAGAGAAUUGUCGCAGGACCAAAUCCCCAGGGACCCUACAUCGUGUUCGGACCACCAGGCACUGGCAAAACCACAACCAUUGUGGAGGCCAUUCUACAGCUGCGCCUUCAGCAACCGCGAAGCCGCAUCCUUGUAACCGCCGGUUCGAACUCGGCCUGCGACACGAUCGCCUUCAAGCUGUGCGAGUACAUCGCGUACAACAGUCGACUCAAAGAGCACUUUGCCCGGCAGGAGCAGCCCAAGCCGGGUCACCAGUUGAUCCGCGUCUUCUCGCGCUCCAUCCACCACAAGGGACUGAAGUCGGUGCCGGCACUGCUGCUCAAGAAUUCCAACUGCUCGAAGAACAGUUACGAGCACCUUGGAGUUUCGCAUGUACUUGAGUACGGCAUCACGGUGGCCACGCUCUGCACGGUGGGACGUCUGGUCACCGACAACCUGGGCAAGCACAACUUCUACAGCCACAUCUUCAUCGACGAGGCGGGUGCGGCCACCGAGCCGGAGGCCUUGAUCGGCAUCAUGGGGGUCAAGCAGACGACCGAUUGCCAUGUCAUCCUGUCCGGUGAUCACAAGCAGCUGGGCGCCGUCAUCAAGAGCAAUCGGGCGGCCUCUUUGGGUCUGAGCCAAUCGCUGAUGGAGCGACUCCUCCGCUCCGAUUGCUACAGGCUGGACGAGAAUGGAAACUACGAUCGCAGCCUGCAGACGCGACUGCGUCGCAACUAUCGAUCCCAUCCGCAGAUCGUGCGCAUCUUCAACGAUCUCUACUACAACGGAGAGCUAAUCCCUCAGGCUCCGGCUUCGGAGGUUAACUUGGCGGCCCACUGGAGCCUGCUGCCCAAUCCUUCGUUUCCCAUAAUCUUUCAGGCCACCCAUGGCAGGACGGAAAGGGAGCAGCACUCCACCAGCUCGUACAAUCAGCUUGAGGCGAAAGUGCUGUGCUGGUACGUCAAACGCCUGAUUGACGAUGGCCUGGGCAGGGGAAAUAGAGUCAGCCAGGUGGACAUAGGCAUUGUGGCUCCGUAUACCGCCCAGGGUAAGCUAAUCACCAAGCUGCUCCAGAGCCAGGGGCAUCCCCAGGUGGAGGUGGGCAGCGUGGAGACCUACCAGGGCCGCGAGAAGCCCAUCAUCAUUGCCAGUCUGGUGCGAUCCUUUGCCAACAUGGGAUUCAUGCGCAAUCCUCGCCGGGUGAAUGUGCUCCUCUCACGAGCCAAGUCGCUGCUCAUCCUGGUUGGCAAUCCAGUCACCCUCCGUCAUCACCGAGACUUCAAGUCAAUUAUCAAUAGUUGCAAGACGCAGGGCACAUAUCUGUUCAAGAAAAAGAACUCCCAGGACAGGCCCUUGUUCCUGCCCGACAUGGAUGAAGAGGAAUCCUCCGAUGAGGAUUCCAGCAGUGAGCUGGAGGACGACGAGCUCACUCCCUGGUAUGCCAGGAUGCCGAAGGCCAUAGACGACGAUGCUAUAACUAAAUCAAUGGCCCAGUUGUCUAUACAGAAAUCCGACAAGAUUGUGGUUCACUCAAAUUUUCUAAAAGCUUGUGCAGCUGCUCCAAAAGAAACCAAACUGAAACUGAAGGAAAUGAUAGUUUAG